This is a messenger RNA of Nicrophorus vespilloides, 469 nucleotides long. RefSeq names its product DNA-directed RNA polymerase III subunit RPC10 (gene Polr3K). Gene Ontology annotation, molecular function: DNA-directed RNA polymerase activity; nucleic acid binding; zinc ion binding. Gene Ontology annotation, biological process: termination of RNA polymerase III transcription; DNA-templated transcription. The record is from RefSeq and is a predicted model, not a curated record. The transcript has 2 exons. NCBI's taxonomy places the organism in Eukaryota, Metazoa, Arthropoda, Insecta, Coleoptera, Silphidae. Bases 119 to 445 code for a protein of 108 amino acids. Gene Ontology annotation, cellular component: RNA polymerase III complex.
CAAUUUUUUUUCUGUACAUAGGUUAAAACACGUUUUGCAUCAAAUUUUGAGAGUGUAAAUAGAAAUUGAACACGAUUUAGUAUUUCUUCAAUUUUCGAGGUCGAUGGUACUCUGAAAUAUGAUCCCAUUUUGUCCGCUCUGCGGUAAUUUGAUGUUUGUGCAAGAAAAAGGAGCCCGAAUUCAGCUGGUCUGCAAUAUUUGCCCAAUAUUUCAAGUCAUUACGAAAACUGUGACGAGCAAAACAUACUAUAAACUGAAGGAAAUCGAUGAUGUGCUAGGAGGCGCUGAGGCCUGGAAGAACGUGGAUUCUACUGAAGAAAGGUGUCCGAAAUGCGCCUACCCCAGAGCUUUUUUCAUGCAAAUUCAGACAAGAUCUGCUGAUGAACCCAUGACAACAUUCUACAGGUGUUGUAAUAUUGAGUGCUCGCAUAACUGGAGGGAUUAAAUGCAGCUUAAGCUGCUGAAGACA